UUAUGCUGAGACAGAUAAUCAAAAAGAACAUUUGGUUGGCCUUUUAGAAUUGGAUUGUUACCAAAUCAUUUAUCAAAAGUAUCUUAUCGAUAUACGACCGAUCUUCAUGGGAAUGAGAAAUUUUACACGGAAGUUUUAGUUCACUGGAAGAAGACGGGAUUUUUUGACAGAUUUUAUUUACAUCAUAAACAUAUUUGCUCAGAUACCAACAUGCAGUAUGCGAAUGGUUUUUUACAGUUGUUAAUUUAGUGAUUCCAAAUGUGGCAAAGCGACUACAAGCAAAUGACAUGCGAAGAAUGAAUAUAUAAAGUGGUGGAACUGACACGACCAACAAAAAAAAAAAAAAAAUAAAAACAACAAUAACUGGACAAAGACACCGUGAUGGUAAAAUGUUCAGGCUUGAGCCAAGUGAUGACCAGCAUGCUCUCAGAGGGUCAAGGGAGGUCAAAGAAGAAGCGGGAGAAGUACGUACAGAUAACGAAAGCAGAAAAAUGCAAUGCAAAGGAAUCGAACUUAGCUCGGUAAGGCCUCAGUCUGAAAAAGACUCUGUACACAAAACUAUAGAUAGCCGACCAAGACAAGAGCUUGACAAACGAUCAUCUGUGCGGGAAAGCGGGAGAAGCAGUGCUGAAAGAUAUAAUCGAAGUUUUGGUGCAAGGCCGAAGGAGAUAAACUGUAGCAAUCGGUAUGGUAGAAAAGGUUCCACUCGGUACGAAAUGCCUAGAUUAAAUAAUAGAUCUGGAGAGAGAAUUCGGGCACAUGAAGAAACCAAAAGGUUAAAGUUUGAUCGAACGUUCAAAAUGAAAAAUUGUUCACGGUUUAGAGAUGAUUCUAAAAGUAUCAAGUCAGACUCACAACCUUGCCGUAAUGGUACACAAAAGCCAACGCCUGAAUCUAUUGACCUUUCAGAGAUGUCAAAAGGAAGUAAAAACAUUGAUUAUGAGAGUGAAAUAGAUUCCGACGAUCAAGAAAUGAAGAAUUUAAAAAAAGUAAAGGAAUAUAGUAAAGGAUCAAAAUUAAAACAUAGAAAUAAACGAUGUGAGAGGAACUUUAUAGGAAAGCAACCUCAAGCUAAACCAACUUUUCUGUACGUUGUUAUCGGCGAUAAUAUUUAUAAAACUAGCAAUCUGAAACAAUUUUUGCUUCACAGAAUGGGAAAUCCAAGCGCUCUUACACUUGAAGUUGUAAAUACUUCUGGUGCGAUAAAUGAUGCAUGUAACAAUAACAUAAUUACAGUUAAGUUUGAAAGUUACAGAAAAGCCUCUGCAGCUAGGUACUUGCUGCAUGCAAGUAACAGAAAUGUUUCAAGUAAAGUACGUUGUUUCUUUAGCAUAACGGAAGCACAAGGAGAAAAAGUAGAUAACACAAGAGAACGUGAAGCAAAACUUAAAAAGACAUGCAAAGAAAUUGACCAGUUAACUGAAAAAGCAGUAAGUAAACAUCAAGCAAAAAUUAACGAAGUGAGUAAACGUCUUUCAACUGUCAAGAAAGAACUUGGAAAAAAGCGUGGUGUUCCCCUAUUGACAUUUGACAAGCUUAGUAGCGAAAAGUAUGCAUUCAAAGAUAAAUUACAAGAAUUAGAAGGGCAAAAGAAAGAAUUCACAAAACAAGUCUCCUGCAUGAAAAAAGAACUUAAAAAACUUCUAACAUAUGAUAAGUUUGACCAGAAAAUGAAAGAGGUUAGGAAAGCUUUCGGUGUUGAAUGUCGACGGCUUGCAGCGGCACUACCGAUAUACGCAAGGCGAGCCGAUAUACUGACAACAGUCAGGGAAAACCAGGUGUGCGUGAUUCUCGGUGAGACCGGGUCUGGCAAAUCAACGCAGAUAGUACAGUAUCUUUCCCAGGCAGGUUUUGCAGAUACAGGCCGAAUUGCUUGUACGCAGCCACGAAAGAUAGCUGCUGUCAGUCUUGCGACACAUGUUGCUUCAGAGCUUGCCUCCAGUGUUGGUCAGAUUAUUGGCUAUAAAGUUGGAAUGCAGACAAAGAUGUCAGCCGUAACAAAAGUACUCUUCAUGACUGACCAUAUAUUACUGAAUGAAUGUUUACAGGAUCGACUUUUAACAAAAUACUUCUGCAUUCUAAUAGACGAAGCACACGAGAGAAGUAUUCAUACCGAUUUACUUCUCGGCAUGCUGAAAGAGACCCUGGAUAAAAGACCAAAUCUUAAGGUUAUUGUAACAUCGGCGACAAUAGAUCCUGAUGUAUUUAUAAAAUAUUUUGGUGGUAGGGAUCAAUGUCCUGUCCUGAGGGUGUCUGGAAGAACAUUUCCUGUAGAUAUAUCCUGGGAACAGAAUGAUUCUUUUGACAACCCAUUUCCCGAAGAUUACGAGAGCAAAGCGAUCAAAAAGGUGAUUGAAAUUCACCAGUCUACAACGAUUGAAGAGGGGGACAUUCUCAUAUUUGUUACAUCCCCAGCCGAAACAGAAAGAUGUGUCGAAAACUUGAAGAAAAGGUUAGGGGAAAAAGAUAUUCUGUGUUUACAGUUACAUGGCAAACUAAGAGCAGAAGAACAACAACUGGUUUUUGAGAGAACACCUGUGGGAAAACGAAAGGUCGUUUUUGCAACCAAUAGUGCUGAGACGUCAAUAACGAUUCAAGGUAUCAAGUUUGUUGUAGACACAGGCGUUGUGAAAGAAAUGAGGUUUGAUCCGAAGAAAAACAUGAAUUCACUUGACGUGAUUCCAGUCAGUCAAAGUUCAGCAAACCAAAGAAGUGGACGUGCUGGUAGAACAACAUCAGGAAUUUGCUAUAGGCUGUACACUGAAGAGGACUACAAACGAAUGGAAAAGAUCGCAAGCCCGGAAAUUCUAAGGCUACAAGUAUCUCAAGCUAUACUUAAGCUUAUGGAACUUGAUGUUGAUCCAAUGAAGUUUGACUACGUUCAGUCACCUUCAAAUGAAGCCAUGCAAUCUGCGAUGAUGGAGCUUAAAGAUAUUGGUGCUGUUGAAGACUCUGGUUUAUCCAACCUUGGAAAGUGGGUUGCAAAGCUGCCUAUUGAACCCAGACUCGGUUUCUUAAUAAGGAAAGGUAUUGAUAUGGAGAUCCCCACGGAAGCUGUAGUAGUAGCUUCUAGUUGUAACCAAACAGGAAUGUUUUUCCGAGUUGGAACACAAGAUGAGAAAAAGCAGUCGGACAAAAACAAAACCAAAUUUUGUCACGAAAAUGGAGAUUUACUUACAAUGUUAACUGUUUACAGAGAAUGGGAUAAGGUUCAUGAAAAAGGAAAAGGGAAAUGGUGUGAACAAAACUGUAUAAAUGGAAAAGUAAUGAAAGAGGUCAGGGAAAUAAUCAACGAAAUUUUGUCUACAUUGAGAAAAGAGGUAAAGGUAACGAUCAAGUACCAGUUUAAAAGUCCAGAUAUUGCAGAUCCACUAGUGCAAAAGCUUUUAUUUGAAAGUAUGACCUCAAAGCUUGGUUAUUAUCUUGGACACGAACAAGCCGGAUAUGUUAUAAUUAACAGUUUACAAAGGGUACAGAUCCAUCCGUCUUCAGCAAUACUGUCACUAGGCUAUUAUCCGACAUGGAUUGUCUUUUGCAAAGUCUUGAAAACUUCUGCAGACUUUAUUACUGGUAUUACAAAUGUGUCCGAGGAAGUUAUAACCGAAGCAGUCGAGCAGGGAAAAGUGUCCUUCGAUUUGAAAUUCUUGGAAAGUCAGCGAAUUACUUUAGUUCGACAUAUUUUAGUAGGAAAACAUAUUUAUUGGAAAUUCGUCGGUCCAAUGCAUAGAAAACGACAAGAGUUAGAAGAGAAAAUAAGUAAGACUUGUGCCGAUUCAUUAGUAAUUGUAGAAACCAACAGAAAACAUGGUAAGAUAAGUUUAUUUUGCCUACCAGAGUACGAAGACAAAGCAGUUAAUAUGUUGCGGUCAGUCUUGAAAAUAUUACCACAGGAUUUACUCUUCGAGUCAGAAGAAAUAUCUAUCGGAAAUGAAAACAGUGGUAUUCGCGCUGUAGUCCGUGGAGGCGGUACGGCUGUUGAUGUACUGAUGCCACACGAAUAUCGGUCUAUGAACAUCUGGCAGAAAAGGGACACUAUUGACUAUGAUAUUUCCGAGGAAAGCGCCCGUAAAGUUUUUGAAUUCUUUGGUCCGGUCGAGCAAAUAAAAAGACCGUCAAGAAAGAAACGAGGAAAAGAGCUACUUUGGGGCAAAGUGACGUUUACCCAUCAGAGCCAUGCUUUUGCUGCUGUUCACAACAUAAACAAUGACGAAGAUAUAGAAAUUACUGCAGAACCACUGACAUUCAAUCAUGGAACGAUAGCUGCUCAACAAGGAUUCAGAAUGAAAAUAACCUGGUGUAGAAGGCCAUCAAGGGGUCAUUGCUUUGUUUACGUGGAGCAAAAGGAAGAUGUUCCGCUUCUUUUAGAUGCGUCGCUGGAGAUUGACGGAAAGGUACUUGACGUUUCACGCAGCAAGGAACAGUCUGAUUUGCACAUUAUCGGUUUGGGGCCGGAAAUUACGGAAUAUCAAGUGAAAGAAGCUUUAUCAGAAGUACUUGGUAUUUCCUUGGAUAACAAUCGCGAUAGAUUUAAAGUGAUAAUCCCGCGUUUAAACGCAACUUUGGCCGUAAAUGAAUGGCUCCGUAAGCAAGACGAACUUUCGAGAAUAAUUUCUAUGUAUGCGAAGAGUGAUUCUUUUCGUGUUCAUGUAAAGCAAUACAAACCGAAAACGGUCAUGUGCACAGCGUUUGUAACGUUUUCAGAUAUGCAAAUAUGCUACGAUACUGGAAACAGACUAACAGAAAAUUAUCAUAGAAUCGACAGACAGCCAAUACAUGUCAGUAUAGAGUGUAAUUCAACGAUACAUGUCAAUAACAGUUUGUAUCAGAUCGUUAAAGAAGACAUAGAUCAACUGAUUAAUUGGUACGUAGAAAGGAAUUCAAGUACAACUUUGGAAGUAAGAACCUUAAAAUCGGGAGAUGUAGCUUUAGAUCUUAAGGCAGAAAAUCUUCAAAAGCUUGCCAAAGCGAAAGUUAGAGCUGAUCGUAUAAUAGGUGGUGAAGAGUUUAAUUGCGAGAAUAAGGAUAAUCUCCGUGUGAUAUUUCGAAAGGACGGCAGGCAAAAGGUACAGGAGAUGGAGAAGACAACAAACACAGUAAUAUCACUGGAUGAGAGGCAAAUGAAAAUAAAGGUUCAGGGACUUGCACAGAACAGAAUUCGUGCUGUAGAAAUGAUAGAAGAUUACAUUUCAAAACAUGCAACAUCUUUAGAAAAGGACAUUCGUCUUAAAGGGGAAGACAAUCCACCAGGCCUUAUGAAAGCGCUUUUAGUUAAAUAUGGAGUAAGUUUUGAAAAUCUUAAAGAGGAAACUGGUGUGACUGGGAUUUACCUUGAGCCGCGUUCACACGAAAUAACUAUAUCAGGAAAGGAAGAAGCUAUUAUCAAAACUUUAGAAAUAAUAAAAAGAAUGAGGGACGAAAUGAAAAAUCAGGCUGAUGUAAACACCUUUCAAAGUGAGUUACCGGACUGUCCAAUCUGCCUGUGUCCCAUUGAAGAAAACGAAUACUACCGACUGGAAUACUGCGGGCAUGCGUACUGUCAAGUUUGUAUCGCGUCCCAAGUGCAAAAUGCAGUAUCUAAUCGACAGCUCCCCGUUGUAUGUGCCUCAGAGAAUUGCAAUACACCACUUGUGAUCAGAGACAUACAGUUCCAGAUAAAAAUCGGUAAUCUAAAAAAGAAAGCGCUUACAGAUGCGGCUGUGACAUGUUUGGUGAAUAAAAAGAGCAAAAGGUUUCAUUUUUGCAUUACACCAGAUUGUAAUAUUGUCUAUCGGUCGACUUCAAAGGGAGGCUUAUUUGUAUGCCCAAUGUGCCGAGCAAGAAUAUGUACCGCCUGUCAUGCACCGUAUCACGAUGGUCUGACAUGCUUCGUGUACAAAAGGGCAGGGAAUGACGUCGACUUAGUAAAAAAAUGGCUGAAGAAAGACCCAUUCAACCGGAAACAGUGCCCAAAAUGUGAUUUUGGAAUCGAAAAGAAGGGCGGCUGCGAUCACAUGCAAUGUACAAUAUGUAAAGCACACAUCUGUUGGAAAUGCUUGAAAUACUUUUCGAACGGUGCUGACUGUUACGGACAUUUAGUACAGACCCAUGGCUUAAUCGUUUGAAAAUGAACCCUUGUACGUUUUGCUUGUUGGAGGAGCGUGUUGUUUUUAACUCCAGAUUUAAGCAAUCUCUUCUGAACAGUGACUAAUCUAUAGGAAUCAUUGGACAUACUUACCUCGUUUUGUCCAACGCUGCUGUCAGACAAUCUAACCAGUAUAUAUUAUAUUUUCUUAUCGGUAAUAAGGGGCAUCCAGUAACCCUUUGUACCAUUAUUUGUGUCUUCGUCUUCCCUAGAAGUUACUAAACUAUUCCAAAAAGAAACCCACGACCAGCAGAAACACAGAAAGUUGAGGAUUGCCGUAGUCCGUUAUUGAUUAUAAACCAUCUAAAGUGCACAACUUCUGACAUUUUUCUUUAAUAGCGCUUUGUAAUGUAUAUUUUGUGAGUUUCAUUCUCAACAUUGAUUAAUAUUGACCAUAUUUAUCUUAUUGCACGUACGUAUAGGAACGUUCUCUUGUUUUUUUACAUGAAUGUCUUUUUACGGUCUCAUCUGUUUUUGUUUUCCAUAAUUUUGAAUGGUAUGUCGCAGAUGGUAAAGUUACGUUCGAUCAUUAUUCAAUGCCUUUCCGGUGAUCUGUCUUAUUAGAAUUAUAUUCGCUUGGACAUUUAGACAUUAAUUGCAGGGAAUAUACUAUUAGGUGUUAAUUACCUAUAUUUAGUAGAUUCGAUAAGCAUUUCUGUACAUACUCCAGUAGAAUAAUAGAGAAACGAGACUGAACCUUAUUGCAAUUCGUCACAUUUCUAUAGAACUGAAACAUUGUUACAUUUUAUCCAGACUAAAUGCAUAAUGAACUAGACAAAGCAUUACCAGGGGCAAAUUUUAAGCGGGACAAUAUCUGGGUGUUCGGAGGCCUGCACAUUCGGGAUUUCAAAUAUGGUUCACAAAUAUAAGAAAUACCGGUGGCUUUAAUAUUGACAGUAUUUAUGUUUGUACAUCAUGUUAAAAUCAUUUCAACGUGUU
Molecule: messenger RNA, 7060 nt
Organism: Mercenaria mercenaria
Lineage: Eukaryota; Metazoa; Mollusca; Bivalvia; Venerida; Veneridae
Exons: 4
Coding region: 390-6101 (1903 amino acids)
Biological process (GO): spliceosomal complex disassembly
Cellular component (GO): catalytic step 2 spliceosome; intracellular anatomical structure
Molecular function (GO): RNA binding; zinc ion binding
Source: RefSeq, a predicted model, not a curated record